UUAUCAGUCAACAGUCUCAAGCUUGUCCAUCGAGAUCAACCGAGAUGCAGUCUUCGAUAACUUUUGUCUUGCUCUUUGCCUUCAUCGGAGCUUCUUUGGCCCAUCCGAUGCCCGAAGAUAUGACCAUGCCGUCCACUCCACCGCCCCAGUAUCCCCUCAAUCUUCAGGGAGGAGGUGGUGGCCAGAGGAGCGAUGGAUUCGGAUUUGGUGUCUCGGGGCGCGAGAAAGUAUGGACCAGCGACAACGGACGCCACGAGAUCGGUGUAAAUGGAGGAUAUGGGCAGCACCUGGGAGGACCUUAUGGAAACUCGGAACCCAGCUGGAAUGUCGGAACCAGCUACACCUAUAGAUUCCCAAAUAGAUUCUAAACGCCAUUUUCAUUUCGGCGAAAAAUAUUACCAAAUAAAAUUAUUCGUAUCUCAAUUGCCAUCAAAAUCUUGCUUUUAAAAACC
Molecule: messenger RNA, 452 nt
Organism: Drosophila takahashii
Lineage: Eukaryota; Metazoa; Arthropoda; Insecta; Diptera; Drosophilidae
Gene: DptA
Product: Diptericin A
Source: RefSeq, a predicted model, not a curated record